GCCUCACAGCACACCGCCAGCUUUCCUCCUACUCCCAUCUCACCACACAAGCGAACGACCGUUGACGAUGACAGACGUCCAGGAUCCCCCGGCGUCGGGCGGGAGUAAAACAUUCGGGAUUCACAAAUAUGAUCCCAGAAGCUGUCUAGGCGGUGAGCAGGCGCGCGAAAAUGUACGGCGCGGCUACGAAGGCAAAUACGAAGACGAUCCGCUCUACGAAGAACUCGGGGACGAGGCGCGCAUCUGGCGCGUCAUGCUGGACGAGGGUCGGAUCGUCGACGCUGCGAUGCUGCAACGCUUCCGCGACCAUCUCGAUGUGGACCUCGUUUUUGCCGGUUUGUUCUCGGCCGUCCUCACGACCUUCGUCGUCCAGACAUCGCAGACGCCCUCCACUACCGGCGACACUACCAUUGCUCUCUUACUGGAAAUCAUUGCCAUCCAGCGAGCAUGGGCGAACGAUCCUCGUGUGGAUGGCGUGGCUUCCUUCAGUCCUCCCCCACCGGCGCCUAGUCCCAGCCCCUGGAUCAAUCGCUGCUGGUUCCUCAGCUUGAUCUUCAGUUUGUUGGCUGCAUUCGGCGCCGUCGUCGUCAGGCAGUGGCUGCAGGAGUACGAGAGCGACAUCGCCGGGCCUCCCAAGCGGCGCGCGCUCGUCCGUCACUUCAGACGCGUCGGCUUGGAGAACUACAAGGUCCACGUCAUUGUGCCGAUCCUCCCCAUGCUCCUGCAUGUGUCGCUCCUGCUGUUCUUUAUCGGGCUCAUCCUCUAUGUCGGUCAAUCGGAUCCUACUAUGUCCCACGGCAUCAUCGCACUUACGACUCUGAUCUACUUGCUCUACAUUGUGACGAAUGUCCUGCCUGUCUUCGACCCCCAGUGCCCAUAUCGCUCGCCGCUUUCCACCGCUGGAUAUUGGGCUAAGUCCUUGUACACGCUUCUCUACGCCCGGCUUCCCUCCGUUCCUCGUCCCCUUCGUAGGGGCGUUAUUUGGGCUGAAUAUUGCGUGCUUCUGCCACUCUACUUCAUGUAUGCAAUCCUCCGAGACGGUGGCGCAGCAUGGGAGAGAUAUGUGCUGGACGCGCUCAAGAUGCCCAGCGAUCAUGAAUGGGACACCGCGCUUCAAAAAUCAGAUGAUCUGAUACCCGAUAGUCUGGAUUGGGCAAUGCAGGCGUCGCCAGAUCUGUCCAUUGCCCCGCUCGUCGUACAGGCCUCAGCUGGUCUUCGCUAUGAGGGUCGUACUUGGUGGUCAUCGACCCAGCCACAUACAAGACUUCUGUGCAACCGCAUUCUACCUUGGUUCUAUAAUGCUUUGAGUACACGUCGGGCAGUCUUUGACUGGGCACCUGGUCGAGAGAACGAGCUGAUACGAAUGGCGGACUCUCUCUUGCUCGUCCCAAUCUCGUAUUCUUUUCACCAACCAUCAAGGAAUGACAUAGACACGGUUCAGUAUCGCUUGUGCACCUCGCGGGUCUCCCAGGCCUUGACGCUUGCGCUUCUGGAUCUUCCGAACACGCCUGCAGUCACAACAACUGAUGUGGCGCGGAUGAGUGCGACUCUCCUGGCUCUCCAACGAAUACUCAACUGCCAGUCGUUGACCCGGAAUGACCCCCACACAGUUCUCGAGACUAUUGCCCAGGCAUAUUCCUUGCUCAAAGACGCACCUCCGGUCACAGGGCUGCGUCUUCGUCCGUUGACUUGGAAUGAUGCACUACUGUAUUUGUCCAACUUUGGGACACCUAAAGCUAACAUCUGUAACUUCGCUAUCACGCUUUGGCGCAGUCAGUAUUCUGGGGCACCAUUUUCGGACGACGACGAUCGGCGGAGCGAACAACUCGCUGCAUCAUCUCAUAUGACCUUGCAAGAGUGGCUAUACCUGCAUCCAGACUGUACAGAAGACUGGGAAAUUGCCAUAAACCGCCUGCUCUGUCCUAGCUCGUGUGAAGCAUAUGAAAUGCAUCGUCGUUCUGUGGACGAUGCCUGCCGCUUGCACAUGACGUGUCAUGCAAUUGAUUUGUACAUCAAGGAAGAUAAUGCCGAUGGGAAUACGGCUUUCGACGAUAACCUCGGCUUUCUGGUUGUGCAAUUCACUGGCUCGUUGCUUUCCACACUUGGGUAUGACUCGAUCGACUCCGCACUACGUACCAUGGGACUCUCGGUAGUAUCGGCCGCGUUCAAGUCGACGUUCCUCGUUCGUCCCUCAUUGUCAUUUGCGGGGUCGGUGCAGUUAUAUAAAUACUUGCCCGCAACCUUCGCCGUGUCGUUAUUUUGGUUUCUCGCCAGGUUUGCUCGAGAGCCUGUCGACCACAAAGUCACCAUCCUCAAUGCUCUGUCUCGCCAUGCAACCAAGUACUGCGAGGUGAUAGCACAAGCUCUUGACUAUGACGAAGUCUCAAUCAAGCUUCUCCUUUCACUGGUAUCGACGGUGUUGUGUAAUCACCAGCUGGCUUUCCUGGACAUCUCGGACGCUCUCGCAACAUCCCUGGCCACGCAGCUCAGCAAAGUGACAGGCUCGGUGUUCUCCGAUCAGCCUGAAAAUGUCAUGACUGUUUACCUAUAUCUUGAUGCCCUCUGUGCGGCGCGUGCCAAAUCGAAGCAGGUCGACACGAGGUUCCCUGAUGCAUCGCGCAAGCUGCACUCGGCGUUGCGCUCGCUCAAGCCAACAUAUCACAACACGUGGAAACAGCAGCUAGAUAGGAACUUGAGACGUCAACAUAUUCCACUCACUGUAGCAUUGGCGCUGAAGAGCACGCAUGGCCAUGAAGCGCUAGGAGAGUGGCUAAAUGAUUUGCCCUUCCUAGUGCAGGACCCAGGUUCAGGCUUGGAAGUUUGGGUUCCGGUCGAGGCUCGAGAAGGCGACCUGAAUUGGUAUCGCCACUUCACUAGCAAUCCCGACAAGCAUAUCCGUGCCCAGCCAAGAGAUCGGAGGUUGCACAUAUCCGAACUGGUCAGCUUCGACGAGGCCGUUGAGCGGAUGAAGGAGACCGACGCUGAACGUGCCGCUGGGAAUGAACAAGGAGGUUCGGGAGGCUGUGGCGCGGAGGCGGGCGCCAUCGACGACGCCGAGAGCUCUGGUCGCGAGCCUGACGGACUCGAUGAUCAAGGAGGCGCCGAACGUACGCAGAUCCAGAUCGUCGCCCGACUCAGAGCCCUCGGCGCUUGGGGAGUCGCCCCGUUCAAGCGUGUUCGUCCAUUCCUAGCGAGCCUCCGGCCUCGUCAAAGGUCGCCAUCGUUCAUCGCUAUCGACACUAUCGACGUCGAACGCACCGCAGGAGCCUCAGUUCCCCAGGGUCCGAUGCGGAGCGGGGACGAUCCCUUCGUUCCGACGAAGGCGUUGGGAGCAGGGCAGGGUGAAAAGUAUGGAGGGGACGGCGAGCAUGCUCAGGACGGCGGGCAUGCUCAGAACGACGAGCAAGAUCGGGACGCCGGGCGUAUUCGCGAGCAGGGUCAAGGCGAAGAAGCAUCGCAUGACCAGCGCGAUCACAAACAGGACAAUGCGGACACCAGCGUGAGCGAGGAGGCGGAACACGGAGGGAUGACCAACGCGAGCGAGGUUCCUGCUGCUGGACAAUGCGGCGAGCAGGAGAGAGACGAUGAACAGGGGCGGGCCGACGAGAAGGGUCAGGACGACGAGCAGGAUCAUGACGGCGAGAAGGGGAGCCGGGACGGCGAGCAGGGUCAGGGCGGCGAGCACGGACGGAAUGAUGAACACGGACAGGAUGGCGAGCAUCCUCAGGACGGGGCGCAUGGUCUGGACGACGAGCAGGAUCGGGACGACGAGCAGACUCGCCAGGAUGACAGGGUGACGCACGUCCGGACACGGGACACGGAGGUGGAACUUCGUGCGCGCGAGGACGCGGGCCACGAAGGCGGGGACUAGGGCUGACGAGCGCGGGGGCUAGGGCUAGCGAGGGCGCUGGGUAGUAACGCUCGGGACGACGCUGGGGAGUACCGCCCUCGAGGACGCUGGGGAGCAGUGCCCAGAGGCGGCGCCAGUGAGAGAGCUGCGAAGGGCGAUGAGCAUGAGUUCAACUUGACGACGGACUGGAUGACACAUACACGACGGACUGGAAGAUACAUACAUGACGGACCCUUAUCCGCGUACGACGCUUGAACACUGAAAAUCUGUCUUCUUUAGUCACAUACGAGUUUGCGCACUAGUAUUGCAUCUUGUCCUGCAAAUUACUGAGUUACAACGUUUCUGGCCGUCCG
Messenger RNA from Schizophyllum commune H4-8, 4203 nucleotides. RefSeq lists its product as uncharacterized. The record is from RefSeq and is a predicted model, not a curated record. Lineage: Eukaryota; Fungi; Basidiomycota; Agaricomycetes; Agaricales; Schizophyllaceae. The transcript is spliced from 8 exons. Bases 68 to 3871 code for a protein of 1267 amino acids.